UACGAGGAAUUGAAACCAAUGUGUUGUAACUCCAAAGUUUUGAGUCUUUCCCUAGGCUAAUCAGCAAUACUUGUGUAUUGCAAAGUACUCUCAAAGCAAUGUCUGGGUUCAGAGGAUGGAGGGAAGGCAGCGGGUACAGGACAGCUGCUGGCACUAGUACUCCAUUUUCCUCUCAGGAUUACCCUUUGGAUGGCAACAACAAAACAGAGAAGGGUACUAACACCCAGAAGCUGACAAUGUCCAGAGAGGAACAAAGCAGCCAAGCGCCGGUCUACCAAAAACAGCAAGAGCAGCACAUCAGCCCAUAUGUCUUGGUAACUCCAAAAGAAACCAGAAGAAAAAAGUUGCAGCAAAUUGCUAAGAAAGAGCUAGAUGACCUGGAGCGGUGGAAGGAAGACCACAGGCCAGGGCCGAUUAUGUUGGUUCCGCAGAGACUGGGUGGAAAGGAAUCAGAGGCUCAAGCAAGGCAAAAACAGCAAAUGAUGCUCAUGCAAUCUAAAUACCAGCAAAAGCACAAGAGAGAAGAAUAUAUAAAAGCAAAAAAGGCAGCUGAAGAAGCUGAAAUCCUGAAAAAGAAAACAAUUCAGAGAGAAAAGGCACAGAGACUUGAAGUUAAAAAAAGACAACAAGAAAUGCAAAGAAGAGAGAUGUUCCUUGAAGAUCAAAAUUACAAAACCAAUGAAUUAUUGAACAGAUUGGACGUGGGUUUGCCAAAGAGUGAUUCCUGUCAGAUUGCUAAUCCUGGCCCGGAAUCUACAGCAUGGACACGAAGCCAUGCUUAUAAGCAAGCUCUUCGAGAGGAUGAAAACAGAAGAGUAGAAGAAAUGAAGCAAGAACAACGGAGGAAGGCUGAAUUAAUGGAAUUUAGACAAAAGCAGGAAGAGGAAGCCAGGAUAAGAGCGCAUCAAAAUGAACAGAGGAGGGUAAAUAAUGCUUUCCUGGACCGACUCCAGAAGAAAACACAACCUAGUAGCACCUACCAGCCUGGAUAUACUGGACUACCUCAUUAAUGGCACAAGGAUACUCAAGGGACAUGCUCUAUUUUUGUAAAAUGGAGGAAUUUCCAGCUC
Molecule: messenger RNA, 1070 nt
Organism: Empidonax traillii (willow flycatcher)
Lineage: Eukaryota; Metazoa; Chordata; Aves; Passeriformes; Tyrannidae
Gene: EPSTI1
Product: epithelial stromal interaction 1
Exons: 11
Coding region: 99-1010 (303 amino acids)
Source: RefSeq, a predicted model, not a curated record